AAUUUCAGUUUAUCAAAAAUAAAAUGAAGUGAACGGGACCUAAUUGUACAAAGUAUUUGUAAUUUAAACUUAGAUAACCCUUAGGGCUUAGCAUAACUUAUUUUUCCUCGCACACUUGGUUAAGUGCUAAAUAAAACGGUGCGUUUAAUAAAAACCAAUCACCAACCAUUCAAAUGUGAUAACAUUCAAAAAAAUCAAACAAUCUUUGGCUCCUCCAAUGGAGCUCAAACUCUCACUCUCACUCUCCUUCACCACCCUUCUCCACCACCCUCAACAGCGUUUCUCUCUCCUCCACCGCCAUCACAACCACCGUAAACUCUCCUGCCAACUUUCUCUCUCCUCCAACUCCUCCCAACUCUCCGACGAGCUUCAACGCCAAACCCUAGAAACUCUCGAAUGGAAUCGUCUCUGCAAUCACCUCUCCCCCUUCAUUUCCACCACUAUGGGCCUCUCCCUGGCCCAAAAUGGGUCCAUUCCUAUGGGCCGGACCUUGGAUGAGAGUCAGAGGCUCCUGGCCCAAACUACUGCUGCAUUGGGCCUCCACACUCCUCUGGACUUCUCUGGUGUUGAUGAUGUUUCUGGCGUUGUGGAGAUGGCUGCUUCCGGUGAGAUGCUUUCUAUCGGGGAGCUUUGUUCGGUGAAGCGAACGUUGCGGUCGGCGAAACGAUUGUUUGAGCAGUUGCUGGAGAUUUCUUCUGAUGAUGAUGGAAGGAGCUAUCCUUUGCUUGAAAUUCUCCAAAAUUGCAAUUUCUUGGUUGAAUUGGAGCAGAAGAUGGAAUAUUGUGUAGACUGUAAACUUUCAAUAGUGCUGGAUAGAGCCAGCGAAGACUUGGAGUUCAUUAGGUCAGAAAGGAAGAAGAACAUGGAUGCCUUAGAUUCUCUUUUAAGAAGUGUUUCACAUAAAGUAUUUCAAGCUGGAGGUAUUGACAAAGCUGUGGUCACAAAUCGUAGAUCUAGGAUGUGCGUUGGUAUCAAAGCCUCUCAUAGAUCUUUGCUUCCCGGUGGUGUUGUUUUAGAUAUUAGUAGUUCUGGAGCAACAUACUUCAUGGAACCUAAAGAGGCAGUGGACUUGAACAACAUGGAAGUCUGGCUGGCCAAUUCUGAAAAGGAUGAGGAACGAGCUAUUUUAAGUAUGCUUGCUUCUGAACUUGGAAAGUCAGCAGCAGCUGUCAAUGAUUUGUUAGAUAGAAUCCGAGAGAUUGAUCUUGCAGUUGCAAGAGCUGGUUAUGCUAAUUGGUUAGAAGCAAAAUGUCCUAUUUUAUAUUCAGUUACUAAUGAUGAUGCUUUAUUGGUGGAUGUUGAAGGGAUUAGACAUCCCUUGCUACUUGAACCAUGUUUGGGUAGCUUGAAGGAUGUAUCAGUACCCAAAUCAGGGAAUUCAGAUAACUUAAAUGGGGAAGCUGGUAUAAAAUCCUUCAAAGAGCUGCCUGAUGAAAUGUAUAAGUUUCCUGUUCCAAUAGACAUUAGAAUUGGACAUAAAACCAAUGUGGUGAUCAUCUCAGGGCCAAACGCAGGUGGGAAAACUGCUUCCAUGAAAACUUUAGGACUUGUGUCUCUAAUGUCAAAGGCUGGCCUGUAUUUGCCAGCUAAAAGUAUUCCCAAGCUCCCCUGGUUUGAUUUAGUUCUGGCAGAUAUAGGAGAUCAUCAGUCCUUGGAACAAAGCCUUUCUACUUUUAGUGGCCACAUUUUGCGAAUUGGCAAGAUUUUGGAGGUGGCUUCAAAAGAUUCACUUGUCCUAAUUGACGAAAUUGGGAGUGGGACUGAUCCUUCAGAAGGAGUAGCACUUUCUUCCAGCAUCUUACAAUAUCUAAAAGAUAGAGUGAGUUUAGCUGUUGUAACCACCCAUUAUGCUGAUUUAAGCUGCCUAAAGGACAUGGACGCUCGAUUUGAGAAUGCAGCUAUGGAGUUUUCUCUGGACACUCUACAGCCUACCUUUCAGGUCUUAUGGGGAUCUUCUGGUGAAUCAAACGCCUUGAGAAUUGCUAGGAGAAUUGGCUUUGAUGAUAAGAUUAUUGAUCAUGCAGAAAGCUGGCUUGAGAGGUUGAUGCCAGAAAAGCAGGCACAGAGAAAAGGUCUGCUAUAUCAGUCUUUAUUGGAGGAGAGAAAUAGGAUGGGUGAACGGGCUAGACUAGCUGCGUCCCUUCAUUCUGAUGUAAUGGAUCUUUAUCAUGAGAUUGAAGUUGAAACUCAAGAUCUUGAAUGGCGUGAGAAGGCUCUGAUUGCAAAGGAGACCCAGCAAGUUGAAGAAGAACUUGAUCUUGUGAAAUCAAAGUUAGAAGCUGUAGUCCAGGAGUUUGAGAAUCAAUUAAUAAUUGCUGAUAUUUAUCAGUAUGGAUCUCUUGUGAAAAAGGCUGAAUCAACAAUUGGAACUUUGGUAGAAAGUCAUCGUCCUAUGUUGGAUAGGGUUUCUGAAGAUUUGGUAGUUAUGCAUACACCUCAACCUGGUGAGCAGGUCCAUGUGAAACGUUUAGGAGGUAAGCUAGCUUCUGUGGUUGAGGUGUCUGAAGAUGAUGAAACUGUUCUCAUCCAGCAUGGAAAAGUAAGAUUCCGCGUGGAUAAAAGUGGUAUCCAACCAACUGAAGGUAUUGCUGCUGACGCACGCUCACUUGUGAAGAAGCAGGGUCGUAUGCCAGGGAAAUUGAAUUAUUUAGGUGGUAAGAAAGACGAGGAAUUAUCUUAUGGAGCAGCUGUACAGACUUCAAAGAAUACUCUUGAUCUUCGAGGCAUGAGGGCGGAGGAAGCUUCUCAUGCACUUAGUAUGGCUAUAGCAGCAAGGGAAUCUCACUCUCUUCUCUUUAUCAUACAUGGAAUGGGCACUGGAAUACUCAAAGAAUGUGUGAUUGAGAUGCUGAGGAACCAUCCUCGUAUUGAGAAAUUUGAGCAAGAAAGUCCAAUGAACUAUGGCUGUACUGUUGCAUAUAUUAAGUGAAAAAUUUUGUACAUUCACAGCCAACGAAUUCAGUCUGAUAGAAGUAAAGACUUCAACUGUUUGGCUUACCUUAAGAUGUUUCAUGUACAGUGAGAUCUUAUACAAUAAUAUUCUCUAUGUAGGCUUCAAUUGAAGCCUUUUCAUCAAUUUCUUCUUUGGUAAUUUCUGUGUGCAUAAAUGUACCAUAGACAGAAUCUGCUCUGUCCUAUUCUAAUUGUGAUGUUUUGUUCAUACAUCCUCUUGUAACAACUUUUGCAGUAAGACUAAUU
Molecule: messenger RNA, 3198 nt
Organism: Chenopodium quinoa (quinoa)
Lineage: Eukaryota; Viridiplantae; Streptophyta; Magnoliopsida; Caryophyllales; Amaranthaceae
Product: endonuclease MutS2-like
Exons: 5
Coding region: 218-2929 (903 amino acids)
Biological process (GO): mismatch repair; negative regulation of DNA recombination
Molecular function (GO): ATP hydrolysis activity; mismatched DNA binding; ATP-dependent DNA damage sensor activity
Source: RefSeq, a predicted model, not a curated record